Molecule: messenger RNA, 1426 nt
Organism: Talaromyces stipitatus ATCC 10500
Lineage: Eukaryota; Fungi; Ascomycota; Eurotiomycetes; Eurotiales; Trichocomaceae
Product: acyl-CoA dehydrogenase, putative
Exons: 3
Coding region: 1-1308 (435 amino acids)
Biological process (GO): fatty acid beta-oxidation using acyl-CoA dehydrogenase; butyrate catabolic process
Molecular function (GO): flavin adenine dinucleotide binding
Source: RefSeq, a predicted model, not a curated record
AUGAAAAUUGAAGGAAAUAUCGUCGAAAUGACUUCAUUUGUACUGUCACCCGAGCAAAAACAGGUCAAAAAUGAAGCACGUCUCUUCGCACAGAAUGUCCUUAGCGAAGCAGCAACAGUCUACUCAAGACUCGAUACCCAAGCGGAACGCUUCCAUUCCAUCCGUCCCUUUUACCGCAAAGCUGUUGCCGCAGGUCAAAUCCAUGCACAAAUCCCAGCUGCCAUUGGGGGUACCAGUAAGAAUCUGAUUGAUGUAGCGUUGGCUUUGGAAGAACAGUACCCCGUUGAUCCUAGUGUUUCGUUAACUAUUGCUGCUACUGGACUGGGUCUUACGCCGUUGAUUCUGGGAGGGAAUCCGGUGCUGUAUAAGAAGUUCUUGUCUCCUUUUUUGACGGGUGAGGGUGAACCAUUGGCUAGUCUUGUGCAUUCUGAGCCUGGUGGGACGGCGAAUUGGUUGGAGAAGGGCGGCAAGGGAUUACAGACAGCAGCCUAUUGUCAAGAUGAUGGGACGUGGAUUAUCAAUGGCGAGAAGUUGUGGACUACAAAUAGCGCAGGCUGGGAUGGAAAAGGCGCUGACCUCCAAUGCGUCGUGUGCCGUUACUGUACGAACGAUGAACUACUGCCAACUGAUACACCAGCAUCAGCCGUCGUCGUCUUGCUCGUCACCCGCGAGACUAUUGCCCAAAAUGAUGACUCAGCCUACCAAGUCCUGGCAGAGCCUGAAUUAGCCGGCCAUCCAGCAGUCUCCGGCCCACACACACGUUUCACAAAUUUCAAAGUACCAGGAGAAAAUCUCCUCGCAGCGCCGGGAGUCGGUGCAACUCUUAUUGAGAAUUCCUUCGGCAUGUCUGCUGCUCUGGUCGGUGCUAUGAGUGCUGGCAUUAUGCAAACUGUAUUCGAAAAGGCACUCAAAUUCUCCAAGACUGAUACUCGUGGUGGCACUGUGCCAAUUGUGCAGCGACAAAGCGUUGCGGAUUUACUUAUUGACCUCAAGAUCAAGCUUGAUGCGUCACGUUUACUGACAUAUAGGGCCUUGGAUUAUGUGCAGAAUGAAUCUGUUGAUGCAAAGACGGCGUUGGAGGCUUGUCUACAGGCAAAGAUAUAUGGGUCGGAUAAUGCGGUGGAUUGUACAACUGCUGCAAUGAAAAUUAUUGGAAUUACCUCGUAUGCACAAGAUAAAGGCUUUGGAAAGAUAUUAAAUGAUGCGGUGUGUCUGAGCCUUUUUGAUGGAGGAAACGUGGGGGUAAGACGACGACAACUUCAGCAGCUACUUGAGCAUGAUGAUUACGAAUCUCGCAUAGGCUUUUGAGCUGGUCUCAGUCUAUCAGGGUGUCCUCAUGUCCGGUUAGGCAUCGGAAGAGUUACUCUGGAUCAUAUGUGAAGCCUGUGGACUCCAAAUGCAUAUCGAGCUUAGUGUCACGUAGCAA